AGCAAGACACAGUUAUCUCGACCCCUAGCGAGUGUUCCAUACUCAGACAACAGACAUUGAGUGUAGAAGGCAAAAUGGAAUCUUUGAAGAAGGCUAUUCUCUGCGUUCUGGUGUGUCACGUGACAGCCUGGGUCAACCAAUUCGAUAAAGAAUUCACCUUCACAUGCCCACCUGAAACCUCAUUGGUCCAUGUUGUCAGUAGCCAUGACAACCACUUUGAAGACAGAGUAUGGGAUUUCUCCUGUAGAGCCCCGCCUCAUCACGAUGCUAAGAUGAGCAACUGUGAAUGGACAGGCUACGAAAAUGAAUUUGAUCGACCCUUGACCUUCCAAUGUGCACGUGAUGGCGUCAUAGCGGGAAUUAGUAGUAUCCAUGACAACCAGCAUGAAGACCGUCGUUUCAAGUUCUACUGCUGCGAAAUACCAGGCUACAUAACUGGGUCCUGCUACUUCACGGCUUACGUCAACAACUUCGACGAGCACAUGGACUACGUUGUGCCUUCCGGGAAAGUCAUGCGCGGCAUCGACAGCUACCACGAGAACAAGGAAGAGGACCGUCGUUUCAAGUUUGAGAUUUGUGACCUUGAUGCACAUGACGAACCAGCGGAGGAUCAAGUAAGACGGAACUAGAUGCAUCUUGCAAUAAAUAAACUGGAUUGACGCAUU
Messenger RNA from Haliotis rufescens (red abalone), 665 nucleotides. Its product is annotated as hemagglutinin/amebocyte aggregation factor-like. The record is from RefSeq and is a predicted model, not a curated record. The transcript has 5 exons. Bases 75 to 629 code for a protein of 184 amino acids. Lineage: Eukaryota; Metazoa; Mollusca; Gastropoda; Lepetellida; Haliotidae.